AUGCGUGGAUACCGCUCUGGGACGACGGGUUACGAACGCCUAGCACAGGCAGAUCUCAGCGACGAUUCCGACACCGACCUCCUUGCCGAAUCGACCGCAUCUCUCCAACCCUUGUCCGCACCACGAUAUGCUCCUUUAUCUCAGCCUCGCCACCGCUCCAACGUUACCAGCCCGAAGCUUGGUCCCUCGAGGCCCAAGUUUCGUCGCCGUCUGGGGAGCAAUGGCGGCGUGGACAUCAAGGCCAUCAACGCCCGACUUGAACGAUGGGCCGAAGAAAUUGCGGCCAAGUUCAAGCGCAAGGGUAGACAUAGCUUAGGGGAGGAAGAGCGGCUGGAGAUUCAUCACUCCGUCUUCCAGCCACCGGAGGGCGUACGACCGAUAUCUGCCGAGGCUCUCGCCGAGCCGCAGGUCACUAGCAUGACCAAGGCACAGUUCGAUGCUGUCAUCGAAAGUGUGCGGCAGGCAAUUCGACAGGAAGUUCAUCCCAGUAUGAUCUCGCAAGGAAGCUCUGGCAGCUACUUUGCUCGCAAUCCGGAUGGAAAGAUUGUCGGCGUGUUCAAGCCCAAGGACGAAGAGCCAUAUGCGGCAGGAAACCCCAAAUGGAACAAAUGGAUCCAUCGCAAUCUAUUUCCUUGCUUCUUUGGGCGAGCCUGCCUUAUCCCCAAUCUGUCCUAUGUUAGCGAGGCGGCAGCCUAUGUGCUCGAUCACCAAUUACGGACGCAUUUGGUUCCAUACACUGAUGUGGUUUGGCUGUCAUCCAAGUCUUUCCACUAUCCCUUUUGGGAUCGGCGAAGUUUUCAGAAAAAGAAGAAGCCUCUUCCUGCUAAACCCGGCAGUUUCCAGGUCUUCCUCAAGGGGUUUAAAGACGCCAACGUCUUUCUACGAGAGAAUCCUUGGCCGGAUCAGUACUGGGCGGGAUUUCGCUCAAACGAGGCCAAUCGGCAAAAGAAAAAGCGCUGGGCCGACAACUGUCGGCCUUCUGCUUCUGCAUCCGCCGAUGAUGCAGCCUCCAGUGAUGAGGAAGAGGGCCAGCCUGGCGAUGGUCGAGAAGACGCAUCCCCAGGUCCCAACAAAUUCGUAUGGACAGAAAAGUUGAAGCAGUCUUUCCGUGAAGAGCUGGAGAAGCUCGUUAUUCUAGACUAUAUCAUGAGGAAUACCGAUCGUGGCCUCGACAACUGGAUGGUCAAAGUGGACUGGGAGACGAAUACGGUAUCGCUGGCGUCGGAUCCUAUCCAAAUCAACAUGGAACCCGUUACGGAGGAAGACGAAGAAGAGGCAAAUGUUAGACCAAUAGACGCCUCGGAGAUGCCACCUCAACCUACUCGAGCAUCGUAUCCCUACAAGCGCCAGAAGCCGAUGAAGGCGUCUUCUCCCCGCAGAAAAACCGAGCCAAACAUGUCAAUCGGCGCCAUUGACAACUCGCUCUCAUGGCCAUGGAAGCAUCCAGAUGCCUGGCGAAGUUUCCCCUUUGGCUGGUUAUUCCUUCCGGUCGACCUCAUCGGCCGACCAUUCUCGCAAAAAACGCGAGACCACUUCCUGCCGCUGCUCACAUCAACAGCAUGGUGGAGCGAGACGCAAAUGGCUCUCAAAAAGGUGUUUCAAAUGGACGAAGACUUCAAGGAGCGCAUGUUUGCCAAACAGAUUGCCGUCAUGAAGGGCCAAGCCUGGAAUGUGGUGGAGGCGCUCAAGACUCCUGAUCAUGGCCCCCUGGAGUUGACUCGCCGGGCAAAAGUCUGUGUCUGGGAUGAUUACGUCGAUGUGCCCGUCGCUGUGCCCAUGAGGAUGACUUCUUCGGAGAUGCGCCGCAGCACCACCCAGCGACAGUCGCUGGACGAAGCUGAUAUUACUGGCUCUGCCCCGACCAGCCGCGUUCCUGUUGACGAUCUUCUUGGCCUUGCCUCGGCACCGGCUGAAAUGCCGCGGUCUGGUAGGUUCGACACGGCGAGUCCUCCUGACGAUCCCUUCAUGGGCCCUGAUGAGUCGUCUGGAGCUCCCGUAGCUACCAGACCAACGAUGGAAUCCCAGUCGCAGCCCGGUAGAGGUUUCCAAGGUCCGUCCCGCGCUCUCAACAUAUACGAGCCCGAGCGCCAUCAGAACCAGAGCCAGAACAAAAAGCAUCAGCGGCGAUACUCGUAUGCCACCCCUGCAACGCGGCAGCACAGCAAUAGUAUAGCUCAGCAGCUCUAUGGGGACAUCUCUUACGGGGCUGAUGAUGACGACUUGGAGGGGGAUCUCGGCUACGCCGCCGCGGAAGGACAGAUGGGUCAUCAACGAAAGGUCAUUGUGGAGCGUCUCGAAGCUGUGAAAAGCAGGAACCCCGUCUUCACAUGGUGUUAA
Molecule: messenger RNA, 2337 nt
Organism: Trichoderma aggressivum f. europaeum
Lineage: Eukaryota; Fungi; Ascomycota; Sordariomycetes; Hypocreales; Hypocreaceae
Exons: 3
Coding region: 1-2337 (778 amino acids)
Biological process (GO): endosome organization; Golgi organization; phosphatidylinositol phosphate biosynthetic process
Cellular component (GO): fungal-type vacuole membrane; plasma membrane; lysosomal membrane
Molecular function (GO): 1-phosphatidylinositol 4-kinase activity
Source: RefSeq, a predicted model, not a curated record